CCAAAGAAGGUAAUACACAAAACAUUCUAUAUUUAUCCACUACUUCGCUAUAUUUGAUGAAACGUGAUCAAAGCUCUUACCAUUAAUACACCAAAUAAUUGACUUGUUGAAAAAGAUGUAAUGACAUUUAUUGGUCGGACAUUUCACACACAUAACAUUUGUAAUCGUCCACUGCCGAACGUCUAUAAAGUGGUUCAAUUCUUCAUUCUGUAUUUUCCCCAUUUUCCAUCCAACUGCAGAACAACCUAGAAACAUCACCAUUGACGUAUUUCGCAAGCUUCUACCAUGGCUAAAAUAGAAAAUCUUCCACCAAUUCUGGAUUCCACUUCCGAGAAACCUACUCAAUUCGAUGGAAAACCUAGGCUGUACACUGCCUAUACAUGCCCUUAUGCCCAGCGUGUCUGGAUUGCUAUGAAUUACAAGGGGUUGCAGGAUGAAAUUCAAUUAGUCCCCAUUAGUUUAAAUGACAAGCCUACUUGGUACAAGGAUGUUUACCCACCUGCCAAGGUGCCUGCUUUGGAGCACAACAAUAAAGUUACAGGAGAGAGCCUCGAUUUGCUGAAGUAUUUGGAUACUCACUUUGAAGGACCAAAGCUUUUUCCUGAUGAUCCUGCUAAAAAUGAAUUUGCUGAAGAGAUGAUGGCUUAUGCUGGCACUUUUGGGGGUGCUACUGUCUCUUAUCUCAAAGGGGGCUCUGAAGGUGAUUUGGUUGCUGCAUUGGAUAAAAUAGAAGAGGCUCUUUCUAAAUUUGAUGAUGGGCCUUUCUUCCUUGGCCAAUUCAGUGCGGUGGACAUUGCCUUUGCUCCUUUUGUAGAGAGGUUCCAGCCACUGUUGCUAGAGUUGAAGAACUAUCAUAUUACAUCUGGGAGGCCCAAGUUAGCUACUUGGAUUGAGGAACUGAACAAAGUUGAUGGGUAUAUCCAAACCAAAUGGGAUAUUAAUGAACUCACUUCAUCCUUCAAGAAGCGUGUAUUGGGUCUGUGAACCAUGUAUGACGAACUUUGAGAUGCAUCAAUAGCUACUUUUUCCAUGAAGAAAGGAUAGAUUAAAGAAUCUGCUGUAUCACAAGUUUUUAUUUGUAUUCAACUUAUUGGUUAUGAAGAAAGGAUAGAUUAAUGACCUUGCUUGGAAAACUUGCUCAAAAUGUGAUACAACUCUAAUUCUUUUUUAUGCUCUUAGUUUUAUACUUAAAAGAGAAAUUCACUAAAA
Messenger RNA from Amaranthus tricolor (Joseph's coat), 1209 nucleotides. Its product is annotated as protein IN2-1 homolog B-like. The record is from RefSeq and is a predicted model, not a curated record. Gene Ontology annotation, molecular function: glutathione transferase activity. The transcript has 10 exons. NCBI's taxonomy places the organism in Eukaryota, Viridiplantae, Streptophyta, Magnoliopsida, Caryophyllales, Amaranthaceae. The coding region runs from base 286 to 984 and encodes 232 amino acids.